AUGGUGUCAUGGAAUGUCCAAGGGUUAGGAUGGAAAGAAACUAGAGAUCACUUGAAAGACAUUGCAAGAUUGCAUGACCCAGAUAUCAGUUUUCUCGUGGAAACUAAAUGUGCUGAAUCAAAGGAAAAAGUUAUAACUCAAUUUCUCCAAUACCCAAAUUCUCAUUUUGUUAGCUCAAUUGGAAUGUCAGGGGGUCUAGCAGUUCUAUGGAAAGAUGGUUUCCCAUGUGAUAUCAUUUGUAGUAAGGAUAAUAUGGUACAUAUUAUUAUAACAACAGAUGCUUCCAAACAAGAAUGCCUUCUUUCUUAUGUUUAUGGUUCUACCCAGUGGGAGUUGAAAAAACAACAAUGGGAAUUCUUGGAAGAUCUCAGUGAAAAUAUUUUUCAAUCCUGGAUAGUUCUAGGGGAUCUUAAUGUGCAUGUCUCAAAAGAGGAUGCCUCUACCAGCCUCGCUAGUUUAGACAAUUGGAUCUGUCAAAUUAUUAACAAUGCAGGGCUUAUGGAUUUGGGUUUCACUGGUUCCAAACAUACAUGGACAAAUAAAACUAAUGAGAAGGGACAUAAGAGAGCUAGAAUUGAUUUGGAUUUGCUCAAUUCAAAUUGGAUAAGAGAUUAUCCAGAUUCUAGGCUGCUUCAUCUUCCCUUUCUAGGAUCAGAUCACUGUCCAUUGCUAUUACUUACAGAGUCAAAGUCGGUAAAACAUAGGAAUGUUUGGAAAUUUAGAGAUGUUGGCUUAUGGAUCAAAAUGUUAUGGGUAUUGUUGCUAGUGCGUGGAACCAAUCUACUGAUCUAA
Papaver somniferum (opium poppy) is the source of this 792-nucleotide messenger RNA. RefSeq names its product DNA-(apurinic or apyrimidinic site) lyase-like. Gene Ontology annotation, molecular function: catalytic activity. Lineage: Eukaryota; Viridiplantae; Streptophyta; Magnoliopsida; Ranunculales; Papaveraceae. The record is from RefSeq and is a predicted model, not a curated record. The coding region runs from base 1 to 792 and encodes 263 amino acids. The transcript has a single exon.